UUAAUAGACAAGGCUGUUGAUCUCCCUUAUUAGACUGGACUUCAAAUAGAAAAAUCAUUCAAAUAGAGGAGAGUCCUCUGGCAGCUGUCUUCUGUAAGGUGGGACACAUAUCCCUUCCCCACAUAUUCCACCAAUUUAAUCAUUUUCACAGUGAUCCCCGCAGUACACAUGCUCCUCUGUUUUCCUCAGAAAAUCAGCUUGCUCUUCUUAGUUGUCUGUGUAAGGAGACUAGGCUUCUGUCCUCCUUGAUACAUUUUAGUAUUAAAGUAAAGCUGUGGAAGGGGGUCUUGGAGUCGGAGAUUAAGCGUGAGGCUGAUUAGAGGAUCUUGGGAGUCUGAAGUUAACGGUUCUGGGGAAAGAGGAAACGUUCUGAAUCUGACUUCCUACAGACUUCAGGUUCCCUAGGGUCGGUGGACUGAGCCUAGUAACAAUUAUUUUUUGGGUCCAGAAGGGAGGGACCAGCAGUUGUACACAUGUCUGUGUGUGGCUGAGAGGAGCAGGCAAGUGUGGGAGCCAUGGAAUUCUGGAGCAGCCAUCUUGUGGGUCACAUGACUCUCUUUCCAGCUCUUCUAGAAUUUGAGAACAGUGGGAGUUAGUUUAUAGUUCUGAAGAGGAAGUCCCUGAGCGUAAGGAAGGCGGUUGCAGCUCAGGGGUGGCCCAAGUUUCUGUGCCAAAGGAAAUCCUGCCAAUAUCUUCCAAUGGUUGAGAGCCACAAGGCACAGCCUCGCUGCUGUUUCUCCUUCUGCAACGAUCCCCAUACAGUACCUUCCCUAGUUAUAUCUUCUCUGUCAACGGACCUGGCUGUCAACACUGCUUCCUUAUUCCCCCUAUGAUUCCCACCCCCUUCCUUUGCCAGGGCCUUGCUUCUCCCUCUCCCUUUCCUCAACUUCAGCCAGGCAUAAUACUAUUCCUUUCCCUCUGCUUUCCAGCGAUUACUGCUUCCUCCUGAGCCUUAAGCCCUACCCCAUGCUCCCGGGAUCCAUUUGGCCACUGUGUGGCUAGGGAAAGGGAUGAGAGAAGGAGAAAAGGCACUCUAAUUCUCUCACACAUUUUUUGACUUACCCUUAUAGAUCAGCUUCUUCCCUUCACCUUUCUAAACCUGUCAGGAGCUGCACCUGAACUGCACGGCAGCCAUAUAUGAUUUGUGAGAAACGGUUUGACCGCCUAGGCCGCAGUCCCGUAAUCCAGUAUUUUUCCGUUUAAGAAUUAUGUUUAGAAAGCCUGCUGUGCUGCUCCUUUUGCAAAUCCCUUCAGCGGCGAUGGCUAAAGAGUCGCUAAAUGUUGUUGCAUGAAAAUAAUGUUACUUUGCUUUGGAGCUGUGUGGAUCCAGAAUAGCAUUUGUCAAACCACGGGCUACAAGGAAACAAGGAUUUCUUGUAAAGGACACGACUUGGUUUUCACGAGAACAUGGAAGAGUCACUUGAGUGGGCCAGGUGCAAAUGGCAGCGCAUGGUUUCUGCAGAAGGCAAUAAUGACGUCACCUUCCAGCAGCCGGCCAAGACCAUCAGUAAACACAGGAUCGUUAUACCAUGUCUGGGGCAUUUUAAGGAAGAAUACGAAAAAGUAUCCCACCUGUAUCAAAACAACAGAAUACGGACUACAAAGUACCGACUUUGGAACUUUAUACCGAAGAACAUAUUCGAACAGUUUCACAGAGCUGCCAAUUUAUAUUUCUUAUUUAUAGUUCUGCUGAACUGGGUUCCAGUGGUGGAAGCUUUCAGGAAAGAAAUCACCAUGAUCCCUCUCGUUGUGGUUCUCACAAUUAUUGCUGUGAAAGAUGGUGUCGAGGAUUACGCAAAAUACCAGUUGGACAAAAAAAUAAACAACAUAGUGACUCAAGUCUAUUGUAGAAAUAAAAAGGCAUAUGUCGAGAAGUUCUGGAAAGAUGUUAAAGUUGGCGAUUUUAUCCGACUGUUGUGUAAUGAGGAGAUUCCCGCUGACAUGGUGCUGAUAUAUACUAGUGAUGGAGAUGGGAUCUGUCACAUUGAAACAUCAAGCCUUGAUGGAGAGACCAACCUGAAACAGAGACAGGUUGUGAGAGGAUUUGGCGAUCAGGAAACUGAAGUUGAUCCGGAAAAUUUCGCAAGCAGGAUAGAGUGUGAGGCGCCAAACAAUGAUCUUACCAGGUUCCGGGGGUUUAUGGAGCACCCAGAUAAUGAACGAGUGGGCCUGAGCAAGGACAACUUGCUGAUGAGAGGAUGCACCAUCAGAAAUACAACAGUUGUUGUUGGCAUUGUGGUGUAUGCAGGUCACGAAACCAAGGCAAUGUUAAACAACACAGGGCUUCGGUACAAGCGAAGUAAGCUAGAGAAGAGCGUAAACAAAGACAUCAUCUGGUGUGUUCUGCUUCUAGUUGUGAUGUGCUCUAUAGGGGCCGUGGGUCACGGGUUUUGGCUAGGUGCCCAUCCAGACCCACCUCUCUAUAGUAGCGGGAAGCAAAUUGCUCCAGCAAUGGGAGCGUUUUUUAUGUUCUGGACAAUGAUAAUUUUAUUGCAGGUUUUGAUCCCGAUUUCUCUUUAUGUCUCCAUUGAAUUUGUCAAAUUGGGGCAAAUCUAUUUUAUCCGGAAUGAUCUUGAUUUGUACCAUGAACCGACGGACACCGGGAUCCGGUGUGGAUCACUGAAUAUUGCCGAAGACCUUGGGCAGAUUGAGUACGUUUUCUCUGAUAAGACCGGAACCCUCACUGAGAACAAAAUGGUUUUCCGAAGAUGCAGCAUUGCGGGGAUGGAAUACGGUCAUGAAGAGAACGCUAAGAGGCUAGAAUCAUACCUAGAUUAUGAUGAAGAAGAAGAUGAAGAAGGAAUACGCGCUUCACAUUCCUCUUUGAAGCGUCCGUCAAGGUUUUCCACCUGCAAAUCGGGUUAUUUCCAGAGUACAAAGUCUUUGAGCCACUUGUUUAGCUCCACCUCCGCCUUGCGAACUAGUAUAUCACGCACGACACAAAUGGCCUUCAGCAGCCCAAUUGAGACUGAUGUUGUGCCAGAUGAACUCCUUGAAAGGAAGUUGAGGAGGAUCACUUUCAAAUCCUAUACAAUAUCUGAGACGGUAGGGCUAACGCCAGAGAUAGUGUACAUCGCUGAAUUCUUCAUCGCUCUGUCGAUUUGCAACACUGUCGUUGUUUCAACGCCUGAUCAACCACAGCGAAAGAGGCGAUGGACUCCCAAAAACCGAGUUCCCACUUCACACUUUAUGGACCUGAAGCAAAUUUUCCAUAAGUUAUCUGCCCGAAAAAUAAGCCCCACCUCUGCUCGAAGCUCAGGUAUAGCCGAAUCAGAGUCUGAAAGCUCGCGUUCACAGAAGCUGUCCAUUUUCCGUGUGAAGUUUCCGUCAUCUCUUUCGAAUCAAAGCUCUUCGUCCGGAAGCCCAACCAGCUCCAUAGUGUCAGGGCACGACGAAACAGAGACCUCAAGUAGGUCAAAAGAAUUGGCACCCGGAACCGGGGCUGGGUCAUCUCCUGAAGGCGAUCUGUUCUAUGAAGCAGAGAGCCCUGACGAAGCGGCCUUGGUUUACGCUGCCAGGGCUUACCAAUGCCGUUUGCAGUCUAGGAGUCCCGAACUGGUGACGGUACACUUGGAACCUUUGGGACUGUUAACGUUUCAGCUGCUACACAUCUUGCCUUUCGAUUCCGUCCGCAAACGGAUGUCCAUUGUGGUGAGGCACCCCAUUUUGAACCACAUCGUCGUGUACACCAAAGGAGCAGACUCCGUCAUGAUGGAUUUGCUGGAGAAAGACUCAACAGGUAUUAAAAAGAUUGACGCGCAGAUGAAAAGAAUUAAGGAGAGAACUCAGAUGCAUUUGGAUGAUUAUGCUGCACAAGGACUGCGCACUCUCUGUGUAGCUAUGAAGGUGUUGACUGAUGAGGAAUACAACGAAUGGUUAAAAGGAUAUUAUUCCGCGGAACACAACAUAGAGUGCCGGGACGAAAUGCUCCUUGAGUCGAUGCAGAAGCUUGAGAACAAAUUAACACUGCUUGGUGCCACCGGAAUUGAAGACCGAUUGCAGGAAGGUGUUCCAGAAACCAUAGAGGCGCUCCGAAAAGCAGGAAUUAAAAUCUGGAUGCUAACUGGCGAUAAAAGCGAGACAGCCAUCAACAUAGCACAUUCCUGUAGAUUACUGGCGCCGAGUGAUUUCAUCUUCAUCCUGCAGUCUGAUCGCCUGGAUUCCUGUUCGUUGAAGAUGGACAAGAUUUUGGAAGACAUCAAGUGGAAAGAAAGCUAUGAUGCAAACCAUUUGAGAAUCCCAACCUCAUCGGUUGCUCAAAUUCCACAUUUCACUGCUGCCCUAGUUAUAGAUGGAGCAACAUUAGAAUUUGCCUUGCACGACAGUGUGGCGAGCAAGUUCCUGCAGCUCACAACACAUGUACGGGCUGUCAUCUGCUGCCGAGCCACCCCUCUGCAGAAGAGCCGAGUGGUGGAAAAGAUCCGAAAGGAACUGAAGGUGAUGACAUUGGCUGUAGGUGAUGGUGCCAACGAUGUUAGUAUGAUCCAAGUUGCUGAUGUUGGAAUUGGAAUUGCUGGCCAAGAAGGCAUGCAGGCUGUGCUGGCGAGUGAUUUUGCGCUUUCUCAGUUCAGACAUCUCAGCAAGCUGCUGUUCGUACACGGCCACUGGUGUUACACACGAUUAGCGAACAUGAUCCUUUACUUUUUUUACAAGAAUUUGGCAUAUGUAAACCUCCUGUUCUGGUUCCAGUUCUUCUGUGGGUUUUCAGGAACACCCAUGACCGACUACUGGAGUUUGAUUUUCUUCAAUCUGCUCUUCACAUCAGUACCACCUGUCAUUUAUGGCGUUUUGGACAAAGAUGUCUCCGCAGAAGUCCUGUUGCACUUGCCAGAACUUUACAAGGCUAGUCAGAGAAACGAGCCAUACCUGUUUACAACCUUCAUAAUGAACUUAUUAGAUGCUUUUUACCAAAGUCUAGUUUGCUUUUUUAUCCCUUACUGGACCUACAGUGGCUCUGAUAUAGACCUCUAUUCUUUCGGGAGUCCUAUUAACACCUCCAUGUUUUUUACAAUAUUAUUACACCUCGUGAUUGAAAGCAAAUCUUUGAAUGUGGCACACUUCUCUGUUCUAGCUGGUAGCGUCUUCCUGUUCUUCAGCAUUAUUGGGACCUUUGGAGCUACCUGCGUCCUCUGCAACCCACCAGCCAAUCCAUAUUGGAUAAUUCAGAAACAUUUGUCUACUCCAAGGUUUUAUCUGGUGUGCAUACUUGCAACUCUUUUGGCUCUUCUUCCAAGGUAUUUGUUCAGGGUGAUCCAGGCCACAGCAUUUCCAACUCCACUGCUAAAGGCCAAGAACUUGGAAGGUCGGGUCCUUACAGGACGGAAGAGUCUGCUGCGCAGUGCAAGUGUAGCCCCAUCGUGAGGGGUAGAAUUGAUCACCAAGGGACAAAUGGGGAUUCUGGGUCUGCUAAUUCUGAAGACUCAGCAAAAGAAAACAACAUCAAGUGUUGUGGUUUGUUGCUGUUGCCAAUACAGCUAGUGCCAUUUUGUAAUAAUGUUGGAGACAGUCUGAACAGGCACCCAAGGGACAUCUGAAAAUGGUGGCAGGCUGAGUUGUGAGGGCACUGAAAUGUUUAAGCCCCUCAAAGGAAUUCUAUUCCAUCACAUAUGGAGCUAGUGAUUCUUAAGUUGGAGGGUUAGACUUGACUUCUGAAGAGGACCACACUGAUAUUUCUCUCGUGAAUAAGGCUGAUUCGGAUUCUGCCUAGGGCAUAUAGGAGGGUUUAAAACACUCUGCCAAAAAGAGAGUGUUAUUUAUGCUUUAAUGUCCAAAAGAGGAAGGGUGGUACAUUUAAAUGAUCUUUCUCACAUGACUUUUCUUCUUUUUAUAUGAAAUUCAGCCACCACCCACUGCUUGUGCUUUUUUUUAUAGACAAAAAAGUACUUAGAAUAAUUUGUUCAAGAUAUAAGCAAACAAAGAAAUGCUGCCCCUUGUUCCACGAUGGAUAAAUCAUUUCAUAUGAGCCUUGAUAGCAUGGGAAGAGAUAUUUAAGCCUGGCCAGGCAAGGAGGUUUUGGGAUUACUGAAUUUUGACUUUAUUCUUUCUACUGUUAUUAUAAUGUUUGGUUUCUGGGGCAGUCAGUGUUAGAGCAGUUCUGUCUAACAAGAUGCACAGUAGUUCCCUCUGAAAACAGCUGUGCAAAACCUAAAUCACUUUCAUAAUAAAACAGUAUUUGUAACUCUUCAUGGAAGCAAGAUUCAUAGAUGAUAGGAGCCACUUCUCUGGAGAAUAAACUAGCUGAGGAUGCAGGAAAGACAUUUCUACACAAGCACAGCAUUUUUGUAUAUAUGAUGAUUAUGUGAAUGUGAGAAACUGUCUGCGCUUUUAUUUCUUUAUGGAAGGAAUACUGUUAAAUUUGUUCUUUUAGAAAUGAAUAUUUGUACUGUAAA
Podarcis muralis (Common wall lizard) is the source of this 6389-nucleotide messenger RNA. It is a transcript of the gene ATP10D, whose product is annotated as ATPase phospholipid transporting 10D (putative). Gene Ontology annotation, molecular function: ATPase-coupled intramembrane lipid carrier activity; ATP hydrolysis activity; ATP binding. Lineage: Eukaryota; Metazoa; Chordata; Lepidosauria; Squamata; Lacertidae. Gene Ontology annotation, biological process: phospholipid translocation. Gene Ontology annotation, cellular component: plasma membrane. The record is from RefSeq and is a predicted model, not a curated record.